Molecule: messenger RNA, 465 nt
Organism: Rhizoctonia solani
Lineage: Eukaryota; Fungi; Basidiomycota; Agaricomycetes; Cantharellales; Ceratobasidiaceae
Product: mRNA-capping enzyme
Exons: 2
Coding region: 1-465 (154 amino acids)
Source: RefSeq, a predicted model, not a curated record
AUGUCGGAGAACGUGCAAAAAGCGUGGGUUUCUCGUCCAGUUGGUGGUAUUCCAAUUUCAGACGACUUGGGCCCAUCCAUUGUAUUCGCAAUGCUCUACGCGCUCUUGCUGCCCAAUAUAAUCUACAACUUUUUCAUUCGCAAACCACGCGCAUGGAACGUCAUCCAGAUUUCAACGGUCAUUUUUGCGGUUGAACGUAUAGCAUGGUGCAUUAUACGUGCUGUUCAAGCUGCACAUCCCGAAAGACGUUCUUCCGGAGGAUUGAUGAAUUAUGUGCAAGUCACUGUUGCACUCGGGUUCGUCGGGAUAUCAAGCGAGGCCGUCAAACUCCUUCGCUGUACACUUGUGAAUACCACUCUCCCCGAAACGGUGCAUCCAAAGACCGGAGAGCUGCAAGACAGUUCUAUCGAUACUUUUGUGUCUUUUUCGAGCUUGCUUUCCUGGGAGCAACUAUUCCUGGCAUAA